Geodia barretti is the source of this 1011-nucleotide messenger RNA. The record is from the annotation of a GenBank genome assembly. NCBI's taxonomy places the organism in Eukaryota, Metazoa, Porifera, Demospongiae, Tetractinellida, Geodiidae.
GGUGGGACGGCGGCCAAUUCGAACGUCGUUAUUACAUUCGAUUACAUUCGUUGGUGAGAUGCCAUGUCGACCGCUCGCGCUUUCGUAACCCGCACCCUGCUUCCCGAGGCGUUGGACAUCAUCCGGGAGGUUGCCGACGUGACCGUGUGGCCGGAGGAAACGCCGCCAUCGGUCGAGGAACUGCGCCGGCACUGCGGUGAUGCCGACGGGAUUCUGACCACCAUCAUGGACCGCGUGGACGCCGACCUGCUGGACGCGGCCCCACGCCUGCGGGCGAUCAGCCAGUUGGCGGUGGGUCUGGACAACGUCGAUGUGGCCGAGGCAACGCGGCGGGGCAUCCCGGUGGGCUAUACGCCCGGAGUGCUGGCCAAGUCUACCGCCGACCUGGCGAUGGCUCUGUUGCUGGGCGCGGCGCGGCGCACGUCGGAGAGCGAACGCUGGUUGCGCGGCGGCGGCUGGCAGAUCCAGUUUCACCCCACCCACUGGCUGGGACAGGAUGUGCAUGAAGCCUGCCUGGGCAUUGUCGGAUUGGGUCAGAUCGGCCGUGAGAUCGCCAAGCGCGCCGGCGGGUUCGACAUGGACAUCGUGUACCACUCGCGCACCCGGUAUCCUGACGCCGAAGCGGAGCAUGGCCUGCGCUACGCCGAGUUUCCCGACCUGCUGGCGCAGGCCGAUUUCGUCGUUCUCAGUGUGCCGCUGACUCCGCAAACGCAUCACCUGAUCAGCGGUCCGCAACUGGCGAUGAUGAAACCCUCGGCCAUCCUCAUCAACGUGUCGCGCGGGCCGGUGGUCGAUCCGGCGGCGCUGUACGAGGCGCUGCGCGACGGGCAGAUCGCGCGGGCCGCCCUGGACGUGACCUCGCCGGAGCCCAUCGCCGUCGAUGACCCGUUGCUGACGCUGGACAACCUGGUCAUCACGCCGCACAUCGGCAGUGCGGCCCUGCCCACCAGGCUGAACACGAUGAAACUGGCAGCGCGGAACCUGGUGGCCGGGCUCAAGGGAGAGCCGAUG